Messenger RNA from Brassica rapa (field mustard), 1499 nucleotides. Its product is annotated as F-box protein At3g60790. Lineage: Eukaryota; Viridiplantae; Streptophyta; Magnoliopsida; Brassicales; Brassicaceae. The record is from RefSeq and is a predicted model, not a curated record.
UGUAAGAACAAGUGUUUUGUCGUCACGUUGGGUGGAUGUGUGGAAAUGGAGGUCUUAUCUCGUCCUCGACAUGAACAUGGUCUUGGAUUCAACCCCCAAGGAACGUUUGCAACAAGUUUCUGUUCAGUUGGCUAGGUUAAUGACCAAGGUUAUAAAUAAUCACCGUGGCCGCCUAGAGAGAUGCACUAUUCAGCAUUACAAAUCCCAAUGUAAGGAUGGUACGCUCCAAAGUUGGAUCGACUCAGUGACUGGUUUGAAACACACAAAAGAUCUCACACUUAUAAACUAUAUCCCUGCUAUAAGGCAUUACAAAAGAGCUAAUUUGCUCAGCUUGCACCCAUAUACAUUUUCACAUCAUAGCCUCAGUUCACUAUCACUUUGUGGAUUUAGCCUAAUAGGUCCAGAUGCCUUCUGCAAGUGCAAGAAUCUUAAGACUCUCAAUCUUAUAAACAUUGUCAUCUCACAAGCUAGUGUCCUUAGUGGAGUUUUAGCAGCUUUCUCCUCCCUCGAGGUUAUUGUGUUGAAUGUCAAUUUCCUAACCCCACGUGGUGUGUUGAAGAUCGAGAACAACAAUUUGAAGUUCUUGCAAUUGUCUUACCUUAACGAGAUUGAUAGGAUGGAAGUGUAUGCAACUUGUCUAGAUGUUCUAGACAUCAGGUGUAUCAAAGUUAAGAGAGACAACUUCAUCCUCGUUGCUCCCAAUAUCGAGGUUAACAAAAAUUCUUGGCUGGAUAAUCACAGCCGUAAUGAUUGUCCUCACCUCUACUGUAACGUAUCAUCAUUUCUCGCUCAGGUGGAAACAAACAUUUGGCAUAAGAUUUUGGGGAGCGACUUUAUUGAUAUGAGACGGUAUGUGUAUUUAUCAGUGAGUGUAGAUAUAACUGAUCCGAAAGAAGUGGAGAUACUGGAGGAAGUUUUGCUUAUGUGGACCAAUGGUUUGUUGGAGCUUGAGAUCUUUUUCAAGGUACACUCAUGGUUAAAUUCUCAUUAUUGGAUAGAACUUGACCACUUCUCUCAUAUAUCAUAUAUCAUAUUUUCAUUUCAGCAUAAGAAAUCUCAUAGGGAAGAAGGUGAAUGUUCUACUAACGACAGAACACAUGCAAAACUGUUCCCUAACGCUGAUUUACGCGUUUAUAAUGUGCGGUUGUAUAAUUUUGAUGGUUCGAAUGAGGAAGAAUUUGCGUUUGUUUCACGUUUGGUGAUGCAAAAGCCGGUGAUACUGAAUAUGAUGAUCGAGACUUCUUUGUUUCCUCCGACGAAGAAGUUCAAUGCGGAAGCAGCUGUGGCCAAGUUGAUGGAACUUAAAUAUUACAAAAAUCUUAAAAUUGAAUGCUUCUGAUGAAACUUUGGUUCUAGUAUUAUAAACUGUUUGCUAGCCUUCUUUAUUAUAUCUGAGGAUAAUGUGGUUUUGUGUUCUACCAUUUUGAGAAUUUAUGUGGUCUUGGUGAGAUUUGCUAUAUCCUAAGAUGAAUAUUAUUUGAUUUUUGUUUUAUUACGUU